AUGUUUACUGCAAGGGCAACCUCACUACGAGCUCUGUCUCGCGCACCAUAUAGGGCCAAGUGUCCAGCAGCGACGAGACCGUAUGCAACAGACCAUGAGCAGCGUACGAAGGAGACGCUGAAGACAUCCUCGCGAUUGACAUGGCUCACCACAACCGCCGCAGUCGGCGCCGCAGCCCUCUACUACACCACCAACCCAUCUACUUCCUCCGCCUCCUCCUCCACGUCCUCUAAGCCUCCAGCGCCUGCACCCUCCUCGAAAACUCCUGAUACCACCCGACCAGGGCAUCGCCACGAAUCUGAGUACGCCUCUGACGUGCCCAAGCCCGUGGAAGACCGCCACGGCGACAGCGUCACCAAACACAGCAUCGCCGCGCACAAGAACCAGAACAAAGUUCGCGAGGGCAAGUUCUCGGGCAAGGAGUUUGAUAAUCACGAGCUGGUGCAUUCUCCGGGGAAGCCUGGAGGUGACUUCGAGGUGAAGCGGUAG
This is a messenger RNA of Alternaria rosae, 489 nucleotides long. RefSeq lists its product as uncharacterized. The coding region runs from base 1 to 489 and encodes 162 amino acids. The record is from RefSeq and is a predicted model, not a curated record. The transcript has 2 exons. Lineage: Eukaryota; Fungi; Ascomycota; Dothideomycetes; Pleosporales; Pleosporaceae.